Molecule: messenger RNA, 2719 nt
Organism: Poecilia latipinna (sailfin molly)
Lineage: Eukaryota; Metazoa; Chordata; Actinopteri; Cyprinodontiformes; Poeciliidae
Product: coiled-coil domain-containing protein 148
Exons: 15
Coding region: 804-2618 (604 amino acids)
Source: RefSeq, a predicted model, not a curated record
AAUUAGGAUCUCCGCCUCUCUGCAAACUCGCAUUCCAGAGAUUCCCACACUCCUAAAACUCACCUGCCUUUUACUUUACCGCUUACAACGCAAGGUUACAGUGGCAUAUUCACUUAAUACAGUGAGUUCUUUUUAAGAAAAAACUGGUGCAGAAACUGUUUCUUUGCGCUAUCCGGUUAAGUUUUCCCAGCAACGGUUAGGGACGACAUGAAGAAACAGCGCGAGGACUCUCCCUGAAAGGUGAGCGCGGUCUGCGAGGAAACGGUCCAAAGAAGAAGAUUAGCGGGGAAUUGGAUUGUUUCCCGCAGAGAAGAAGCUUUAAAAUAGCUUAUCUUCUCUUUCACUCGCACAUAAAGCGCUCCCUCUUGGUUUUCUCCGAAAAACGAGACUUUCAGAGUUGAACCAGCUGCCCGUUCCCUCCUGCUUCUUCUCCGCGAAGCAGAGAUGCUCUACCCUCCUAAAUUACUCUGCAGUUGGAAAUGCCAUGAAAAACAAACAAGAAAAGAACAAUUCACAUACCUUGGAGGACAGUUGCUGCGCUGGGCUGAGCUGUGGCUCGGACCUACGUGGAAAUGCGUAACUUCAUCUGUAAAGUCCAGUUUACUCCCAUGCAUGUGGAAGAACGAAACUCGUGUCCAUACUGGAGGGGAAGAAGAGAUAACCCCUUCCCUGCUUCUAGCAGCAGUCCCAGGCAGAGCGAACUGACAUGACGUAACUGGGAAUGUGGGAAACCAAAGUGCACUCCUGAUUGGUUGUGGCAUGAUAAGUAGGCGUUUCCGAGGAGGGAAUCUAAUUUAUUAAAUAUGGACCAAAUAAGUGGAGGGAAUCUACCCAGAUUCAUAACAAGCUACAGGGCACAAGAAGCAGAAAAACUGACACUGCGGAUGAAAAACGGUGUUGGCGGCCCCAUGUACAAACUGGCUGAAUAUGAAACGCUGCAAGCCUUUGUUGAUGCCAGACGUCGGGAGUACCAUCUCAUUGGACAAAAGGUUCAGAAGACGUGCUGUGCAGCCAAGGCAACCAAGGAGAACUCCUUAUUACGACAGCACCGGCAGGUGUGGAGCAGAGAAUGCCCCAGGCUGCAAAAAGCUGAGGAACAGGCAGAGGACGAUAUCCGUGACUUUUUUAACGAGAUCAAGCCAAGUGAUAUAACAGACACUGCCGUCUUCUUACUUCAGAAAUACAGGCAAUCUCUUGAAAUGGAACGGAAAGCAUUCAGAAUAGCUACCGUUGUGCCUCUGUAUCAGCUCAAAGAUGACCUGUGCAUCAGGCUGGGCAAGAUGGAGGAUCAGCAGCUCAAUGACUGCAUGUCAGACUGGGAACAAGUAAAGCAGCAGAUCAAUUCUGUGAAAGACCAACAAAUGGAUGUAAUUGCAAAGCUUAAUGCAGAGUACCAGGACAUAGAGCAGGAGAUCAAGGACCUUGGCUUUGAGAAAUACUAUAUUGGUACUCCAUAUAUUGUGGUGAGAUCAGAAACCAUUCCUGAGGAGGUUUUGAAUGCAGACUGCCCUUAUCCAGAGCUGAAGGACUCGCUGAUCCAGGCCUUCCAGUCCCUCUCAGAGAGGUUCCAGGACAAAUUCCAGACGCUGACGAAGCAGCUGCAAGAGAAUGACACGUUCUGUGACUGGAGUCCAGACGACCAUCAACGUUUCCAGUUCACAGUGUCUCUGUACACUCAUGAUGUACCGAACUACAAAGCACUUUGCAUUGACAUGCUGCAGAGACAGUUCCCUGACAGGACACGACUCGACCUGUUGCAACACGGACGUAGCUGCGACAUGCAUCGAUUCAUCCAGAAACAAAUAAGAGUCGUGACCCACCAGUGGCAGCGAGACACGCAGGAGCUCCUGGACAGGGCCCUGGACACGCUGCAGGAGGCGAAACACGCCCACCAGGAGGAGCUGGAGCACCACAGAGACCGCCAGCACCAGCAGGACAUCUGCCUGCAUCUCAGAGAGAAACUGCAGCAGUGGAGGGCCCAGCAGGAGGAGGUGGCGAAGCUGGAGGCAGCCAUAGCAGCAAGACGUCAAGAGGAAGAAGAGGAGAGACUAAAGAGGGAGCAGGAGAAGGAGGCUGCCAUGAGAUUCCACCAGAAAGAGAAACUGAGACUGUUUUAUUUAAAGCAGCAGAGGAGGAGGGAGUUGCUGGAAGAGAGGGAUCAGAAGGCACUCGCAGCUCUGAGGAGCGACAUGGAAGAACAGGCGAGAAGAGACCGGGAGAGGGUGCUGUUUCGCGCUGAUGUGUUGCAGAAACGAAUGAGGGAGAGAGAAAAGCAGGAGCUGGAGCAGCAGAGGGAGGAACGAGAGAGGCACGAUCGUCUGGAAGCUCUCAGAAAGCAGGUUGAGGUGGUGGCAGAGGCCGACCCAGAGAGGAUGAUGGCGGAUACAAAAGCUUGGAGGAGCCGACGUUUGAGUGAGAAAGAGUUUGAGCUGCAGAGGCCUCUCUACAGUAUUAACACGUACACAGACAAACAGAUUGUGUCAGAUCCAAGAGUCCGAGCUGAGCAGGCUUUCCGAGAAGCUGGAGUACACCAAAACCAGUACGCCAAGGAGGCCCUGUCCCAAAUCAAGCCUCCUAAGCCACCGAGACGAGACACAAAAUCCACACUUCAGUUCUGACAAGAAUUGUGUUUGGCUCAUGUUGUUUUGCUCCAAGCAUUUUCCUUUUUCUCUUUCAUUUAAAACAGUGAAUAAAUUCAUAUAGCGCCUUUCUUGUUGCA